CUACUUGCCUUUUCUCAUCUCUAUCUAUCUCUUCUGUAGAAUUUCACUUUCACUCACUUACCCUUUUGGCCUCAACUCAAUUCAAUCUCACUUUGAGUCCAAACCAUUUCAAUGCCGCAAUCCCAACAAUGACUCCAUCAUACUUUCACCAACUACUUCCUUCUUCUUCGGUUUUCGAUUUAUAUUUAUUUAUUUCUGUUGUCUUCUUCCUUCUACUCUAACUCUAAGAGUCUUCUUCUUCUUCUUCAUAUAUUCAAGAGAGAAGCUUCCUUCAAGCUUUUAGUCUUUGUUGUUUGUUUUGAUGGGCAUUUUGGAUUGUAAGUAACAAACUUUUCUUGGGAACUUAAGAAUUCGUUCAUGGUUUCGGUAUGAUUGGAUGGCUUUGUCUUUUUCUUUCUUGUGUGAGUGAGCUUAAAAGUCUUUGUUUUUUUCGAGAAAAUUACAGCUUUUUGAGAUUUGCACCGACAAUUUUCUCCUUUAGAAACGAUCCCUUUAAGUCUUCAAAAACUUCUUCUAUACUUCUAGAAUAGCAGGCCUUACUUCAUUUGCUUUCACGUUCACUGGAAGUUCUUCAAGGUUUGGAAAUUUUACAGAGAAAGUUAUGAAGAGCUGUAAAAAGUAUGAAACUUUCUCGGAUUUCUGCUGUUUCAAGGAUGCUAUAACCAAUGUCGAUUAUGGAGUUUGUAAUUAUAGUCUAGUGGAUUUUUAGUCUCCAUCUUGCCCCUCACUUUAAACAAAAUGCCCGGAGCCUUAGCACAAUCCUUGCAAGUCUUGACAGUGUUGUGUUUCAUUGCUUGUAUUUUCCCGCCGUCCGUGUCAUUGAGUGUUGAAACUCAAGCACUUCUUCAGUUCAAAAGCCAGCUAAAAGAUCCCUUAGGGGUUCUGGAAUCAUGGAAAGAUUCUGCUGAUUCUCCAUGCCAAUUCAUGGGAAUUACUUGUGAUUUGGUUACUGGGAAAGUCACAGAAAUUUCACUUGAUAACAAGUCUUUAUCUGGUGAGAUUUCACCUUCCAUUUCAGUACUUGAUAAUCUAACCAAACUUUUGUUGCCUUCAAAUUCCAUUUCUGGGAAGCUUCCUUCGGAAAUAGGCAAUUGUAGCAAUCUUAAGGUGUUGAAUCUGACGGGAAAUUAUAUGGUUGGAGUCAUCCCAGAUCUUUCCAUGGUGAAAAACUUAGAGAUUUUGGAUUUGUCGAUUAACGGCUUUAAAGGAAGAUUCCCUAGUUGGGUGGCUAAUUUAACAAGACUGGUUUCACUUGGUUUAGGCUCAAAUAAUUAUGAUGAAGGUGAAAUUCCUGCUAGUAUUGGGAACUUAAACAACUUGAAUUGGCUCUUUUUGGCUGACUGCAAUUUAAAGGGUGAAAUUCCGGAAUCUGUUUUUGAACUGAAGGAGUUGGAUACACUGGAUUUGUCUACAAACAGAAUUUCUGGGAUUCUCUCUAGAUCAAUUUCCAAUUUGCAGAAACUUACUAAGAUUGAGCUGUUUGGUAACAAUUUGACUGGGGAAAUUCCACCAGAGCUUGCAGAGCUCACUCUUUUGCGGGAAAUUGAUAUAUCUAAUAACGGGAUGUCUGGUGAAUUGCCUGAGGGGAUUGGGAAUCUGAAGAACCUGACAGUUUUUCAAUGCUAUAAGAACAAAUUUUCCGGAAAAUUGCCUUCGGGAUUUGGGGAUAUGCAGCAUCUUAUUGGUUUCUCAAUUUAUGGAAACAGUUUUUAUGGGGAAUUCCCUAAAAAUUUUGGUCGAUAUUCACCAUUGCUGAAUAUCGACAUAUCUGAUAAUCAAUUUUCAGGUAGCUUUCCCAAGUUUUUAUGUGAAGCAGGGAAGUUAACAGCCUUGCUUGCCCUGAACAAUAAUUUUUCUGGAGAGGUGUCAGCUUCCUAUGGUGAGUGCAAAACUCUUCAGAGGUUGCGAAUUAAUCGGAAUCGGUUGUCUGGGAUGGUUCCUGACGGUAUUUGGGCACUGCCAAAAGCGGGAAUGAUUGAUUUGGGUGACAAUGAUUUUAUUGGAGGGAUAUCCCCAAAUAUUAGUUUUUCUACCAGCUUGCAUCAAUUGGUUUUGCAAAACAAUAGGUUCUCGGGUGAGCUUCCUUCAGGUCUUGGAAUGUUAUCAAACUUAGACAAACUCAUCUUGCAUAAAAACAAUUUCUCUGGUGAAAUACCUUCUGAAAUUGGUGCUUUAAAGCAGUUAUCUUUCUUGCAUUUGGAAGAUAAUUCAUUAACAGGAUCAAUACCAAUGGAAUUGGGUUACUGUACUAAACUGGUGGACUUGAAUCUUGCUCGGAAUCUAUUGAGUGGUAAUAUUCCUCUUACAUUUUCGCAAAUGAGCUCUUUGAAUGCCCUGAAUCUUUCUGAAAACAAACUCACUGGUUUGAUUCCAGAUUCUUUAAGGAAAUUGAAGCUAAGUUCUAUUGAUUUGUCCAGGAAUCAGUUGUCAGGAAGUGUUCCUUCUUAUCUUUUAAGGAUGGGCGGAGACAAAGCCUUCAUUGGUAAUAAAGGACUCUGCCUUGACCAAAGCACUAAAUUGCUUAUGAAUUCUGGUCUGGAUGUUUGCCCCGGGAAGCAUAGUCAGACAAAAUUUAAAAAUACAUGGGUUCUCUUCUGCGUGAUAGCAGCUUCUUUGGUUGCUCUUGCUGGAAUACUGCUUGUGAGUUAUAAAAAGUUCAAGCACAAAGCUGAUAUGCAGAAUGUUUUGGAUGAGGAGAAAGCAGUUGAUCAAAAAUGGAGACUUGCCUCUUUCCACCAGAUGGAUAUUGAUGCUGAUGAAAUAUGUAAUCUGGAUGAAGACAAUCUAAUUGGAAUUGGAGGUACAGGGAAAGUUUAUCGCCUGGAUUUGAAGAAAAAUGUUGGUACAGUUGCUGUAAAACAACUAUGGAAAAGUGAUGGUGUGAAGGUUUUGGCAGCAGAAUUGGGGAUCUUGGGCAAAAUCCGACACAGAAAUAUACUGAAGCUUUAUGCUUAUCUACAUAAAGGAGGAUCAAAUUUUCUGGUGUUCGAGUACAUGGCAAAUGGUAAUCUGUCUGAAGCCCUUCAUAGAAAGGUAAAAGGUGGACAACCUGAGCUGGAUUGGUGUCAGAGGUACAAAAUUGCUCUAGGUACUGCAAAGGGAAUUGCGUAUUUGCAUCAUGAUUGCUCACCUCCAAUCAUUCAUAGAGAUAUAAAAUCAAGCAACAUUUUACUUGAUGAAGAUCAUGAACCAAAAAUUGCAGAUUUUGGGGUUGCAAAGAUUUCAGACAAGUCUUGUAAGAGUUCUGAAUAUAGCUGCUUUGCUGGAACACAUGGUUACAUUGCGCCUGAGAUGGCAUAUACUUAUAAAGUAACCGAAAAGAGUGAUGUAUAUGGUUUUGGUGUGGUGCUGCUAGAACUUGUUACUGGAAGAAGACCAAUUGAGGACGAGUAUGGAGAUGGAAAAGAUAUAGUUUACUGGGUAUCGACUCAUCUCAAUAACCGUGAAAACGUCCUCAAGGUCCUCGACAAAGAAGUUGUGUCUGAAUCUAUGCAAGAAGACAUGAUUAGGGUCUUGAAGAUUGGUGUUGCAUGCACUAGCAAGCUUCCAAGUCUUCGGCCGUCCAUGAGAGAAGCUGUCAAGAUGCUUGUUGAUGCUGAUCCUUGCAUUUACAGGUCUUCAGACUCUGGUUCGGAUAAAUCUGGGAAGAUUACUCUGUAGCUAAUAAAUCUCUGGUAGUGGUAGCCAAUAGCUUAUCUUAGAAUAUUAUGAAUUGUUAUGCAAUUGUCAGUUUCUUCUAUAUCCUCCCAAAAAAUUUGGUGAGUAUGUUUUAAAACCUUGUGUAUUUACUUAUGAAGCUUUUCGCUGUACCAUCAGAUGAAAUGUAUUUUGAUUCGUAUUAAGAAUGUGAUCGAUGUUUGUUCUUGUAGAAAGCAUUUUAACUAUUUUUAUUUAGAUGCUUAGAUCCA
This is a messenger RNA of Mangifera indica (mango), 3908 nucleotides long. Its product is annotated as receptor protein-tyrosine kinase CEPR2-like. The record is from RefSeq and is a predicted model, not a curated record. The coding region runs from base 739 to 3660 and encodes 973 amino acids. The transcript has 3 exons. Lineage: Eukaryota; Viridiplantae; Streptophyta; Magnoliopsida; Sapindales; Anacardiaceae. Gene Ontology annotation, molecular function: ATP binding; protein kinase activity; receptor serine/threonine kinase binding. Gene Ontology annotation, biological process: protein phosphorylation.